AUGCCAUUCUUGUGUGCCUUUUACUUGCUGAUCAAUUUCGUUAAUGGAGAUUGGUAUACAGAAGAGUUGAAGAUUACUCGGUUAGCGCCUGGAAAUCUAAUGGCUGAGUUUCGUUUUCGGAUCGCUAGUGAUAACCUAGACCUAGGUCCAGAGUAUUCACUCUUUCCCCGGAUUUUUGCAGAGCUUAUCAAUGCUCAUUCGAUAUCAGAAAUAUCAUUCCUGUUAACUCAGGGACGAUGGUACAGUUCCCGUUGGGGCUUACCUCCGCAGCCAAAUGGACCUACUGGGGCAAGCAUCCAUGCAUGGCUUCGUGGAAAUGAAACACAUGUGGACACAAAGUGGCGAACCUUAAUAAAUUCACUGAAUGGGCUAUUGUGUACAGCGAUGACUAGAGUAGUACCCGAACAAACGUCAUCACCCAGGUUGGCGUUCAGAAGAACUGGUUCGAGCACAGAGCCUAUGGUCCACUUGCGAUAUAGUGCUGUGGGCAAGGAAACUAUCUGUACUGAAAACAUGACACCGUGGAAAAAACUUCUGCCUUGCAAACAGGUCUGCAUCACUUCAUUCAUUAGUUGGUUUUUUGUGAAACUGUGUAGCGUUCUCCUUUUUUCUGCAAAUGGUUUACAAUGUAAUUGGUUACUCGACCUCGUCGUUAACACUGUCUUCGACAUUCCAUUGAAAACAGGGAAGUUAGAUUGGAACUUCUCAGAGUUGUUCAACAGAGAGAUCACAGGAGUUUGUAACGCUGCCUCUAGCAGUAAGGUAAUAGUGAAACUGAAUGAAAAGAAUUUGCAUCUCAUACCAAAACCAACCGAGAUUGUUGGCGAGUCAUAUGCUGUGUAUGAUCUUCAAAAGAUUCCUUCGGUUCGUGCCUUCUCGGUACAUGGUUUGUACAAUCAUAUGUUCGACAGUACAUCAAGACAAGGGAAUGGAUCAAUAAGGUCGACCGUAAAGCAGUUAAAUGUUUCGUCGUCUAUCAGUGGAACGGAUCAACAGUCUGCCGUUUUAAUAUCCAUUCUUAAAAAUGAAGGGACGUCUCAAGAUAUAAUUUACACUCACCAACUCCCUUGGUUUCUGUUGAUAUAUUACCACACACUUUCUUUGACAUGCAGAUAUCUAACAGAUCGACCAGAGCAAGUGGUGGAGAGUCCUAUCCUACACAAACAUUACUUCGUUCCCUCACUAGCGCGAAAGAGACCAGCUCUUCUCGAAUUACAGUUCGAGCUUCCCGGCGAUUCAGAAUGUCGUGUUCAGCUGGAGUUCGAGAAAGCAUUUCUAAGAAUCCGCGAAUAUCCGCCUGAUGCAAACCAUGGGAUGUAUAUACCCGGUGCCGUUGUUACUUUGUUAGGCAGUAAUAAUACGUCAAUUUGGAAACACCAGGAUCAGGCUGCAAAUACAGAAAUGUCAACAUGUGAGUCUCUAUUUUUCUGUGAUCCUGUUGUUCUACAUGGAAAUGUGCUUCUCAUCACCCUUCCGGUGCCAGACUUUAGUAUGCCAUUCAAUGUGAUCUGCUUCGUCAUGACAACAGUCUCUCUCUGUUUUGGACCAAUACAUGGCUUUUCAACAAAAAUGUAA
This is a messenger RNA of Angiostrongylus costaricensis, 1575 nucleotides long. The record is from the annotation of a GenBank genome assembly. Lineage: Eukaryota; Metazoa; Nematoda; Chromadorea; Rhabditida; Metastrongylidae.